Chelmon rostratus (copperband butterflyfish) is the source of this 1369-nucleotide messenger RNA. It is a transcript of the gene fam50a, whose product is annotated as family with sequence similarity 50 member A. The coding region runs from base 135 to 1133 and encodes 332 amino acids. The record is from RefSeq and is a predicted model, not a curated record. The transcript is spliced from 13 exons. Lineage: Eukaryota; Metazoa; Chordata; Actinopteri; Chaetodontiformes; Chaetodontidae. Gene Ontology annotation, biological process: chromatin organization. Gene Ontology annotation, cellular component: nucleus.
GUGCGGUGGGAGACAGAGAGGUCUGUUUUCCCAGUCCAGAGAAAAUCUGCUUUUUAUUUUCGAAGUAAACGUUUCUUUGUGUUAUUUUCUGUUAUAAACCUUUCUUAGCAAGCGUCGACAACAAAGAAAGCAACAUGGCGCAGUACAAAGGAGCUGCCAGUGAGGCUGGGAGAGCCAUGCAGCUAAUGAAAAAACGAGAAAAAGAAAGAGAACAUCUUGAGCAACUCAAGCAGAAGAUUGCAGAGGACAACAUGGUCAAGUCCAACAUCGAUAAGAAAUUCUCAGCUCACUAUGAUGCUGUGGAGGCAGAGCUCAAGUCCAGCACAGUUGGUCUGGUGACGCUGAAUGAUAUGAAGGCGAAGCAGGAGGCCCUGGUGAAGGAGAGAGAGAAACAGCUGGCCAAGAAGGAACAGUCCAAGGAGCUCCAGCUUAAAUUAGAGAAGCAGAAAGAGAAAAAGAGGAAGGAGGAACAGAAGAGGAAGAUAGCCAGUUUAUCGUUUAACCCUGAAGAUGAAGGAGAAGAGGAGGAGGAAAACGAAGACGAAGAGCAGGAUUACGCUCCAGUUAAGAAGAAGAAACUGGGGAAAAAUCCAGACGUAGACACAAGUUUCCUCCCUGAUCGAGACAGAGAGGAGGAGGAGAAUCGUCUCCGAGAGGAACUCCGGCAGGAAUGGGAGCUCAAACAGGAGAAGAUUAAGAGUGAGGAGAUUGAGAUUACAUUCAGCUACUGGGAUGGAUCUGGACACCGUAAAACUGUCAAGAUGAAGAAGGGCAACACCAUCCAGAACUUUCUGCAGAGGGCUCUGGAGGUCCUCAGGAAGGACUUCAGUGAGCUCAGGUCUGCUGGAGUGGAGCAGCUGAUGUACAUCAAGGAGGAUCUGAUUAUCCCACAUCACCACAGUUUUUACGACUUCAUCGUGACCAAAGCCAGAGGCAAAUCUGGUCCUCUUUUCAGCUUUGACGUCCAUGAUGAUAUUCGACUGGUGAACGACGCCACCGUGGAGAAAGAUGAGUCUCAUGCAGGUAAAGUGGUGCUGAGGAGCUGGUACGAGAAGAACAAGCACAUCUUCCCUGCCAGCCGCUGGGAGCCGUACGAUCCCGAGAAGAAAUGGGACAAAUAUACGAUCCGGUGAAACGGCGGUCUUCUCCACUCUCUGGAAUGCUGUUCAUUUCUGUCUUAUUUUCCUUUAUUGUAACAUAUUUCAUCAAUGUUUUAUCAAGAUUUGAUAAACGGAUGAUUCAUUUUUAGUUUUCCCAAAUGUAUUUGAAUUGCCAAUGCAAUGUUUCCUGUAAAAACCCCACAUUCAUUUGUACAUAGCUCACAACCAUGUAGUAGCAUCUGUGCUUAAUAAAAUGAACCUGGUUAUGA